AUGAAGGACCUGGACUACUCUGAGGAAUGGGCGGGUGAACUGGUGAUGCGUCUGCGUGAGGAGCCGCCAGCGAAGCCAGCAAGCAACUCUGUUCCGCUGCCAGCGGUCAGCCAGUCCGUCACGUCGACGAAUGAUCGGAAGAAGAGUACACAAGCUCUCGCCACCGCCCUCCUCGAACGAGAAGAACCCUCCGCAACAUCCCCGCUACAGCCGCAGUUGCUCAGAUAUCCUGGGGAGCAGGAUUAUCAGUACCAACUCCGGCUGCUUGAGCACCAGUACAGGCAGUUGAAAGAGUCCGCCAGGACCGAUCAUGAUCUGGCCUCUGAGUACCGACAGGUGCAAUUGAAAGUGGACCAAGAGUACCAACGUCGGCAAGCUCUGCUCGAUGCUACGUGCCAGAGUCUUUCGAUCGUCGAGGCAGUCCUCUCCCAUGACUUGGAUUUUUGGCCAAGUAGGCAAGAUGGGUCCAUGUCCAAGUCGGAGUACGAUCACCAGACGUCAGCGCGCAAGCACCAGGACAAGUGCUUCUGCGACCGCCACUUCAAAUCUUCAGCCUUGGUCGCAACAAACAGAUCACCAAUGAAUCCCGAUUCAGUUGAUCCGGAUGCCCUCGACCCACUGAUCAAACAAGAGGCCUACACGGUCGACCUCUACCACCAACGGAUCCUGCUCAAACUACUCCGGCGUUCGCCAUUGCCCCUCGCACACCCCCGCCACCUGCACCCGAGAUCCAAUAUCCUCCUCUUCACACCAGUCUUACCUCCCAUCGGUUGCUCUCCCUCCGCCUUCCCCAUCCACACAGAUCCGUUCGAGCCCUUCGGACGCGCGCUGUCCUGGCACCAUCGACGCGUCCAGCACGUGCCCUACGAGCCUAGCACCGGUUUUACAGGGACGCACGAGACGUUUGUCCAGCAGCCUUGGGUCGUGAUGGUUAUUGUCGUCGUCUGCACGCCAGCUUGGGGAGAGCGGGUCGUGAGCGUGGGGAGGCAGGAAUUAUUUGCGGGGAAGGUGUUGGAUGGAUUCACGGAGAUGAAGCAGAGGGCAGGGCAUGAGUCUGUGUUGGUCAGGGUUGGGGAGCCUGCUACGCAAGCGGAGAUGGAGGAAGGCGAGUGGAGGACCAUUGUGCAGGCUCAGGGUUGGGAGCACGGGACAGGGGAGGCGGUGGCGGAGAGCAUCUUUAAUCCCCCGGGAGGCGAGCUCGGGGACGAAUGA
Messenger RNA from Saxophila tyrrhenica, 1212 nucleotides. RefSeq lists its product as uncharacterized. Bases 1 to 1212 code for a protein of 403 amino acids. The transcript has a single exon. NCBI's taxonomy places the organism in Eukaryota, Fungi, Ascomycota, Dothideomycetes, Mycosphaerellales, Extremaceae. The record is from RefSeq and is a predicted model, not a curated record.